Messenger RNA from Vavraia culicis subsp. floridensis, 1515 nucleotides. RefSeq lists its product as uncharacterized. Gene Ontology annotation, biological process: ceramide biosynthetic process; sphingosine biosynthetic process. The transcript has a single exon. Gene Ontology annotation, molecular function: serine C-palmitoyltransferase activity; pyridoxal phosphate binding. NCBI's taxonomy places the organism in Eukaryota, Fungi, Microsporidia, Pleistophoridae. Gene Ontology annotation, cellular component: serine palmitoyltransferase complex. The record is from RefSeq and is a predicted model, not a curated record. Bases 1 to 1515 code for a protein of 504 amino acids.
AUGUUUCAUUUCCUUGCAAAACGUUUCGAAAUGCUAUUCAAAACAAUACGGUACGCAAUGAUAAUGAGCGUAAAUGCCGAGUCAGUUCCUAUAUUUACCAUGACAACAACAUACAUAUCAUUUGUUCUUCUGAUCCUGUUCGGGUAUUUUCGCGACAUCGUAGGAAUGCUGUUUCUUACGAAGGGAUAUAGGCAUCUGAUGCGUAAGGGCGACCUACAGCCGAUUUACACCACUUUUGAGAGCUUUUUUAUUCGAAGAUUGUACACACGGAUAAGAGAUUGCUGGAAUAGACCGAUAACCGGAGUUCCUGGCAGAAUCAUACAGGUACUGGAGAGAAAAUCGUAUGACAACAACCAGACGUUUAUCCUGACUGGCAAAAAAAUACCACUGCUGAACCUGAGCUCGUAUAAUUAUCUCGGCUUUGGUACGAAUAAAAUGGAGGUGAUAAAGAACGAUCUUGCCACAGCAGAUUUAUUUCCAAUAAACUAUCCCGGCACAGUUUCAGACAUCGGAACACACCCCAUCAACAGAAACUUGGAAAAGCACAUCGCACGUUUUCUAAGAAAGGAAGACUGCAUCGUUUUUCCCAUGGGAUUCGGCACAAAUUCGUGCAAUAUUCCGAUCAUCAGUGACGAAAAUACGUUGAUACUCAGUGACGAGCUGAACCACAAUAGUAUAAUCUAUGGCUCCAAAAUGUCUCAGGGAUGUAUACGAACCUUUGCGCACAAUGACAUGGACAAUUUGGAUAAACUCUUGCGCUUCUACAUUUCACAGGGACAUCCAGAUACUAAGAAAGCAUGGAACAAGAUCAUUGUGAUUGCGGAGGGACUUUAUUCGAUGGAAGGAACAGUUCUCUCGUUGAAGAAGCUGAUAAUGUUGCGCAGAAAGUAUAAAUUUUAUCUUUUCAUCGAUGAGGCUCACUCGAUCGGUGCAAUGGGUGCAACAGGCCGGGGUGUCGCUGAGUACUGCAACGUGCCAUUCGACGAGAUCGAUAUUUUCAUGGGAACGUUUACGAAAAGCUUCGGGGCCGCGGGCGGUUACAUCGCAGCAGACAAAAAGGUUAUCAACUUUUUGCGUAAUUACAGUGAUUUUUCACUUUAUGGCGAGCAGUUAUCACCAGUGGUGGCGCAGCACAUCCUAACAAGUUUUAAAGUUAUGAACGGUCCGUUUGGAAAUGUGCUCAGGAGGCGACUUAGAGACAACAUAACGAUGCUGAGGAAGGGUUUGAUAGCAAAAGGCUUCGUUGUUUUUGGUGAAGAGGAGUCACCGAUCAUUCCACUGUUGAUAUAUAAUCCGGGAAAAAUGUUUGAGUUCUCAAGGAUGUGCAUGCAAAGGGGGUUGGCAGUCGUUGUCGUGGGGUAUCCUGCAACACCAGUAAUCUCCAAUAGAGCCAGGUUUUGUGUGUCGUCCAUACACACAGAAGAGGACAUCAAGUGUGUAUUAAAGGUUAUUGAGGAGGUGGGCGAAUUACUUGGUAUAAACGUGCUCAAGAAACGUAGGUUCUUCUUUUUCUGA